UUUUUCGAGCAAGCGGUCAUAUUGGAAGGUCAUGGGCGCAGAUAAAAAGAAGAAAAAGAGACCGCUUAUUCCUGCUGGUGAAAACAUCUGCUCUUCGACGCACAAAUACAAGAUUGUGAGCGUUCUUGGAUCAGGAGGGUUUGGUGACGUCUACAAGGUUCGCCAAUCAGAGACCGGGAACUUUUACGCCUUGAAGACCGAAGAUGUCGACAUAGAUUCGAGAUUGAAUCGGCUGAAGGUGGAGGCUACCGUUUUGAGUGCUUGCAGCAAUGCCACUUAUCGCAAGCAUUUUCUCCGUCUUAUCGACCGCGGCGUUACACCAAAAUUCAAAUUCAUUGUGAUGCCAAUCGUUGGCUGGAGUUUAGACAAAAUCCGAAGAGAAGUUCUCGGUGGUGCUCAGUUCUCCAAGCAGACUGCCAUCAAAAUCUGUGUGCAAACGUUGAAUGCUGUGCGUGAUCUCCACGAUAUUGGCUUUUUGCACAGGGACUUGAAACUUGCCAACUUUGCGAUUGGGAUCGAUAGACCGUCUCAUGAGACAAUUUUCAUGCUGGACUUCGGAAUUGCGAAACGCAUCGCCGGGGAUGAUGGAAUUAUUCCAGAGCCCCGUGAAAAAGUCGCAUUUAUGGGAACUCGGCGCUACGCUUCCAGAGCUUGCCAUCAGAUGAAGGAGCAAGGGCGAAAAGAUGAUGUGGAGUCUUGGUGCUAUAUGAUGUUGGACACAUUUGAUGAGAAAUGCAUUCCUUGGCGUGAUGUCAAAGACAAUGAUGAAACUCUUCGAUUGAAGGACGAUCUAAUGCAUAGCCGAGAUGAUCUAUUCACUGAAGGAGAGCUGAAACCCGAAAUCAAUGAUGUUUACCUGUCCAUUCCGAGAGAAAUGAGCUUAAUUUUUGACUAUAUCAACACUCUAGUAUUCGAAGAUAUGGUCGACUUUGAUUAUUUGUUGGACAUACUUGGCCGUAUUGUCGAAGUAAACCACUGGAAGGUGGAUGAGAAAAUGGAUUGGAUUCCAGUGUUCAUAAGCAAAAAUUUGUUCAUGGAAAAUGUCGAAGGAGUUACAGUGGAGCCAGAAGAAAGGAAAGCAGAUGCCGUCAAAGCGUAAUCUCUCAUACUAUCAACAGAUUCAAA
Messenger RNA from Cylicocyclus nassatus, 1125 nucleotides. Lineage: Eukaryota; Metazoa; Nematoda; Chromadorea; Rhabditida; Strongylidae. The record is from the annotation of a GenBank genome assembly.